AUGAUUUCCCUCGUGGGUCAGAUGGGUUUGAACUGUUCUCAAGAUUCUACUACAGCAAUGGCGAAAUCAAUAUCUCAGUAUCCAAUGUCUCCCACCGAAGAUCCACGGCUGCCGACCUCCCUCACCGAAGACGUCCCAUCAUCCAAGAAUGAAGUUAAAUUCCUCUUCGAAGACCUGAAAGAGAUGACACAACAAGCCAAAUCUAAACCCAUCGAUUUCAAAGAUGAUCCCGUGCCUCGUGCUUUUCCCUUCGUUCAUAAAUCUGUUACUACUUAUGGUAUUGAAAUGAGAACCAUUGAAGUACCCAUGUUCAAACCAUCAUGGGUCAUGUUGAUCAUGGAAAGGUACAAUAUUGGGAUUUUACAAUUGGAUUGCAAUAUCUUAAGAAGAGAUGUUAGAGUAGAAUCCAUGAGAAAGAAGAAAAAAGUCAUGAAUUCCUUAAACGACCUUGCAAGUGUAGAAGGGGUUUUAUAUGGACAUUUUGAUAGUUCCCUGUGUCAUUUGAACUUCAGUGGCUUACAAUGAUCCUAAGCCAGAGUGGAAAUAAGG
This is a messenger RNA of Lactuca saligna, 549 nucleotides long. The record is from the annotation of a GenBank genome assembly. Lineage: Eukaryota; Viridiplantae; Streptophyta; Magnoliopsida; Asterales; Asteraceae.